Molecule: messenger RNA, 1479 nt
Organism: Pyrus x bretschneideri (Chinese white pear)
Lineage: Eukaryota; Viridiplantae; Streptophyta; Magnoliopsida; Rosales; Rosaceae
Product: IQ domain-containing protein IQM1-like
Exons: 8
Coding region: 1-1479 (492 amino acids)
Molecular function (GO): protein binding
Source: RefSeq, a predicted model, not a curated record
AUGGUCACACUGACAUCCAUCAGUUUCCAGUCCAGGAAACAGACGGCGACAUCUGGAGCAGUUAGCGAGGAGAAAACUGAUAUGGGCAGCACCAGUGAAUCUAAUGAGGUAGAUAAAAUGACUAUUGAAGAAUCCUUGAGCUCCAAGAAAAGAAAAGCAGGCCAGAUAAAACUAGGGACAAAUGUUUCUUUCAAGAAAAUAGAAGGAAAAGUGGAUAGUUUUAUUGAGGAGGUCAAUCCAACAAUUUCCUUACCCAAGCCAGAAGAUUUCCUUUCUCCAUGCCAUCUUAGUGAGCUUCAGGCAGCUGCAAUCAAAGUGCAGAAAUUUUACAAGAGCUACCGGACUAGGCGGAACCUUGCAGAUUGCGCUGUUGUAGUCGAGGAGCUAUGGUGGAAGGCAUUGGACUUUGCUGCUCUUAAACGCAGCUCUGUGUCAUUCUUUAACUCUGAUAAAUCAGAAACUGCUGUCUCCAGAUGGUUGCGUGCUAGGACUCGGGCUGCCAAGGUUGGAAAGGGUUUGUCAAAGGAUGAGAAGGCCCAGGAAUUAGCUCUAAGACAUUGGCUUGAAGCGAUUGAUCCACGCCAUCGUUACGGGCACAAUCUGCACUUGUAUUAUGAUGUCUGGUUUAACAGUGGGAGCUCUCAACCUUUCUUCUAUUGGUUGGAUGUUGGAGAUGGAAAAGAAGAAAAUCUUGAGAAGUGUGCUAGAGCUGAUUUGCAGCGUCAGUGCAUCAAAUACCUUGGACCGAAAGAGAGGGAAGCUUAUGAAGUGAUUGUACACGGCGGGAAGCUUGUGUACAGACAAAGUAGGAACCUUGUGAAUACUGCUGUGGGUUCUAAAUGGAUCUUUGUCCUCGACGCAUCGAGGAACAUGUACGUAGGGGAGAAGAAGAAAGGCUUUUUCCAACACUCCAGUUUUCUAGCAGGAGGUGCCACCAUUGCAGCCGGGAGAUUGGUUGCAUGCAAGGGGGUUCUCGAGGCUGUAUGGAGCUAUAGCGGUCAUUACCGCCCAACAGAAGAGAGUUUUUUGGAAUUCAUUAGCUUCCUAGAGGAGCAUAAGGUGGACAUGACAAAUGUGAAGAAAUGUCCCAUAGAUGAUGAUAUUCCACCUUCGAAACCUACGAAAAAAGUGAUUAAUACUGAGUCUACGGAAACUAAAGGCUCCACUUCCACUAAUAUACCAAACGGUCAAAAUGAACAUAAUGUGGAUGGCGUCGGAACUAACGUUGAAGAAGCACCAGAAUUCGACUCAGGCAGGUCUUUGUUUUGCAAAUGGACUACCGGAGCCGGUCCUCGAAUCGGAUGUGUACGAGACUACCCAGCGGAGCUCCAAAUUCAGGCACUUGAGCAGGUCAAUCUAUCACCAAGAGUCAUACCAGAAAGUUCUGCCAGCAAUGCUCCAAUUCCUUCACCAAGACCAAGUCCAAAAAUCCACUUGUCACCUAGGCUUGCAUGCAUGGGACUGCCAAAUCAUCACUAG